CCGCUAUGGUUUCUCUUGGGGUGGUUGGCAUUUUCCUCCUCUCUGCUCUCCCCCUCUUGUGUCUGGAGCUCCGGCGUGGGGUCCCAGAUCUAGGAAUCAAAGAUCUUAUUUUGCUAUGUGGCCGGAUUUUCUUACUGCUUGCUCUUCUUACAUUAAUUAUUUCGGUGGCUACCUCAUGGAUUAACUCGUUUAAAUCUACCCAAGUUUAUCUGAAAGGGGUGACCAGUGGCUGCAGCAUAGCAUACCGCACCUCGUGUGAGAAUGGGCUUCCAUGCUUUAUCUUGGAGCUGCUGAAAUGCUGUAGGUGGCUGCAGGAAAAAAAUCCACAUCAUUAUUCUUGAAGCCUCCUCACCAAAGCUGUAACACAAUAUUACUACAUGUCAGAGAAUUUUCAUCUCAGAACAGACCUUUUCUUUACAGAUCUUGCUUGUGGAUUUCUUUGUUUCAACUGUCUGUGUGUAUUUCAUUUUCAUUAUUUGAAAAAUGCAGCAUAUUUUUUUUAAGGCUUGUUUCCCCCAAAAUGUUAAGAUCUACAGAGUACUUUCAGAGAAGAUAGCAUUCAACUUUACCAAUACUGAGGAAUUAAAAAAAAAAGCACUUUUAUGUUUUGGUGUCUUAGAAGAAGAAGAAGAGAAGAAUGAGAAAAAGCAAAAACUUGUGAGGAAAAAACAACAAGAGGCACAAGGUGAAAAGGCCAGCAGAUACAUAGAGAAUGUUCUAAAACCUUACCAGGAAAUGAAAUUGAAAAGGCUGGAAGAACGCUUUUAUCAGAUGACGGGUGAAACCUGGAAGUUAAGCAACGGACAUAAACUUGGGGGCGAUGAAGAUUUGGUGCUUGAAAGUGAGAGUCAUACAUCUUCUGAAACAUCAAACAGAGAAGCAGCAAAGAGACGAAACUUGCCUAAGCUUUUAACCAGAGUUUCACCACCUGCUGCACAGCCCACGCAGAAGAAGGUUCUCGAUUUACCUGAAGAACCUCCUGAAACAGCUGAAGAAGUCGUGACUGUCGCUCUCCGAUGUCCCAGUGGGCGUGUCCUGAGGAGAAGGUUUUUUAAGUCUUGCAGUUCACAGGUCUUGUUUGACUGGAUGAUGAAAAUUGGGUACCACCCAUCCCUAUACAGCCUUGCCACCUCCUUUCCCAGAAGGCUUCUGGAAGUGGAGGAAGGCUGGUCCCUGCAGGACCUAGGAAUAACCGUGGAUACCAUACUCAACGUGGAAGAGAAGGAGCAGAGCAGCUAGUUAAGAAAUGCAGACCAUCAGUUCUGCAUGAAAUCAGUUGUGCUGUGGCCUUACAGGACAAUAAAGGAUUCACAUUAAAAUUGUGCCAUACCUUGACUUAGCUCAAGGCAGUAAACACUUUUUUUUUUUCAUUCUUUUUUUGGCCAUCCUUGAAGCAUACGGAGUUACCAGGCUAGGGGUCAGAUCUGAGCCGCAGUUGUGACCUACAUACAGUAGCUGUGGCAACGAGAUCCUUUAACGCACCACGCCAGGCCGGGGAUCAAAACUGCAUCCUGGCACUGCAGAGAUGCUGCCUCUCCUGUUGCGCCCCAGUGGGAAUUCCCUUAAACACUUUAGUGUUGAUCUCCAUGGGAACAUAAAUGGACAUAAAGAAUUAGAAGAGGAUUGCUCUCUUGAUAUGAUCAUUUUGUGCCAUCUUAUAAUAAACCAAAUGAGAACUUGGUA
This is a messenger RNA of Sus scrofa (pig), 1683 nucleotides long. NCBI's taxonomy places the organism in Eukaryota, Metazoa, Chordata, Mammalia, Artiodactyla, Suidae. The record is from RefSeq and is a predicted model, not a curated record.